AUGUAUGAGUAUAGACUUGAAGAAAAGGAGUUGGCUGACAAAGGAAUUGCUCAGGAUGGGUAUGUACUCUGUGUGAUAUUCCAGAAGGAGGGACCUGGCCCAAAAAAUGGUGCACAAUAUGGAGCACCGUUUAAUGAGGAUGAAUGGGAUGAUGAUGAUGAUGAUGAGACAGAGGACGAAGUGAAUGUCCAACAAGCUAUUUUUUCUGCUGUCAUGCAUGCACCAGCACUUACGCUGCCAAACAACCCAAACACGUCCAUGGCUACAAGCUCACAUGUGCCAGAGAGCACAUGCACUGGACCACCAAAAUCAUGUCCUUCCCAAGCCCCAGCAAUAGCUUGCACAACCCUUCCUAUGGUUUCUUAUAAUGAUGUUGCUUCUGCAGAAGCUCCUCAGGUUGUGCAGGAGAAUGUGAAUGGUGGUGAAGCUGAUUCUUCUGCUGGCAUGUCAACACCAGUAUCUCAACAACCAUGCAACAAAAAUGGUUCCAUUCAUGCUAGAUCUAGCUCAUAUGUGCCAGAAAAUACGUGCUACUCUACUUACAUUCCUAGCAUGGAUGCUCCUCAAGUGGAAGCUACUCAAAUCAUGGAUGAUGAUGAUGAUGAUAUUCUUUCGAUGCUGGCUAUCUUCGGAAAUGACAACACUGAGGCAGUUGCAAAAUUGACUUAUGUGAAUCUAUCAAAUGGGUUUAUUUCGUAUGGUUUAGGUUUUAUUAGUUCUUGGGACUUGGGAAAUCAUGAAACUAAAUUUUCUUGUGUUUUUGUUCUUGGGUUUUGCUCGAGUGUCGAUUUUGGUGGGACUGCUGAGCCAGAGGCUGACAUAUAUCAGAACUUGGGAGACCUUGCCAAUCUGGAAGGUGGGAAUAAUGUCCCCAUCUCGCAAUACUUCAUGGAUCCAACGCUGCCAGGCAGCAAUAUGGACUUUCUGGAGCUGAUGGAUCUAGACACCCCUCUCAAUCAGAGGUUGAUGCAAUCUACAAAUCCAUCAAUCAGCAUACUCCAGGCAUUUACAGACAAAGAAAUACCCCGCGUUAUCAUUAGCCCCGACACUUGA
This is a messenger RNA of Dovyalis caffra, 1053 nucleotides long. The record is from the annotation of a GenBank genome assembly. Lineage: Eukaryota; Viridiplantae; Streptophyta; Magnoliopsida; Malpighiales; Salicaceae.